AGAACAACCAACAAGCUGUUGCUGUCUGCUAAACAAAACAAUCGAUGAAAACUCAUGGCAUUUAGUUGAUACAGUGCUGUGCAGAUGUUCGAAAUAUUAAGCGAUAUUAUUCUGUCUUCAUAUCUACAAUUUAUUAUUUUGUGCUCGUUUUAAUGUAAAAUGUUUCAGUAAUAAUAAUAAUAAUUUGUUUACUCCAAGUCAGUGUAAACUGAAGUUCAAAGUGAAAGUAGAAAGAUUAUUUAUUAUUAUGAAACUGGAAUCUACAAAAAUGUUUUGGUUGCUUAUUUUUUCAACCAUUCUAUCCAUGUGUAGAGCAUCCAUCGAGACUGACAAAGUCCAGUGUGAUCCUGAGCAGGUGCAUCUGGCAUUCGGUGACAGGCUGACGGAGAUGGUGGUAUCGUGGGCAACACCUGGCGAGUGUGAGUCUCGUGUCCAGUAUGGCUCUGGGCCGUGGGACAUGACCACUGUCGUACAGGCCACACGAGAGAUGUUCACCUAUAGCGAUGGUGUCAAGCCCCCUAUCUACAUGUACAGGGCCCUCCUUAAUAACCUAGAGCCGGGAACCACAUACUACUACCUGCCAGUCAGCAACAAUGUGACUGAUGAACCUUUUUUCUUCAAAACACCGCCCAUGGGACAGGCCUGGUCCCCAGAAUUCAUCGUGUAUGGAGACCUGGGUAUUCAUUCUGAGAGCCUCACUAACCUUAAACAGGAAGUGUUAAAGGGAAAAUACACAGCCCUUCUACAUGUUGGAGACUUCGGAUAUAACCUAUAUGACAGUGUGCCUGACGGGCAAUAUGCCGGAGAGAAUGUUGGUGACAUAUUCAUGAGACAGAUUGAGGAAAUUGCAGCUCAUGUGCCAUAUAUGACAUCUCCAGGAAACCAUGAGAUAGAGCCAAAUGAGAGUUUCAAGCAGUACCGGUAUCGGUUCUCUAUGCCUAACACUGACUGGCCUAUACCACUCAACAAGAUGUGGUACAGUAUUGACAUUGGCCCUGUACACUUCCUCAGCUACUCCACAGAGGUGUUCUUUCUAGAGGACAAACGUUACAUUGAGAGUCAGCGCCAGUGGAUCUCUGUCGACCUAGAGACAGCCAACAAGAACCGCCACACCACCCCCUGGAUUGUAGCCCUCGGUCACCGGCCCAUGUACUGCUCCAAUAAUGAUGGGGAUGACUGUACUAAGGAGGACUCUCUUGUCAAGCUGGGCCUGGAGGAUAUUUUCUACAACAAUGGUGUAGAUGUGAUACUACAAGCCCACGAGCACUCCUAUGAGAGACUCUGGCCCAUGUACAAGAGUGUCGUCUUGGCUAAAAACUUUACCAACCCACACGCCCCUGUUCAGAUCAUUACUGGGGCGGCUGGAAAUAAGCAUGGUGUGGACCCGAUGAACCCUGUAAAUGCAACCUGGUCUGCGUUCAGAAUGGAUAACCGGUCAUUGAACAGUUUUGGUCGGCUGAAGGUUGACAACAGUAGCCAUCUGUACUGGGAACAGGUGGCUGUGUUCGGUGGAGAGGUUCUCGACUCAAUCUGGAUCACGCAGGAGUCACACGGGCCAUUCUCUCACAACACGCUCCCAGCAGACCAGCAGGAUAAAAUUAGGGAACAAACAGAAGUUGAUGAGCAAAAUAUUGAUAAACAUAAUCUCAGGCCUAAGCCUGAAACCACUGGUGAUACUUUGACGGAGAAAGUAUCGAAAGCAAUUAAAGGCGCUGAUGUUAGAGUGAUUAUUGGAAUCUCAUUUGGGGCAUUUGUGGUGCUAUUUUUGUUAAUUGUGUGUAUUGUAAAAAGCUGCAGCGGGCGAAGGGUGAAGUCUUACAGAAGAUGGGAGACACUUGACUAUGGGAAAAAGUUUUACUCAACAGUAAAAAAUGAUGACAAAGAGGCUGAUGACUUUGAAGUUGAUGUUACCGACGGAACUACUAAACUCAUCAGUACAAAUAUAGACUGAGCUAUUAUGUUCUUCUGUAUAAAUCGGCCUUUUUGUGCAUAUGAUCAUGAUAUGUUUUUGCUAUCCAUAAUGAAAUGUCUCCAUAUAAAAACUCAGCUGUUCUUCCAAAUAGAUAGAUAUUCACAGAAGUUGGUAAUCGUAUGUGACGCAGUCAGCGAAACCCUUUCCUGUGGAUGGUAAUUGUGUUAUUGAAAACAAAAGAGAUUUAUCUAACUGAUUGGAUUAAAAAAUGUUAUGGUCACAUCAUCCCAAUGUAUAGAGAUAUACAAAUGUUUGUUUUUUAAAUAUAGCUUGCCUGCUUAUUGGACACAUUAUUCCGCCAAAAAGAAAGAAAAAAACGUUGAAAAUAUCACUUUUUCCUCCACAGCCUAAACAAACCUUCAUUCUCAAAGGGACUAGACACUAGAUAGUCCAAAAAUCAGCAAAUACAGUAUUUCCUCAAUACAAGCCUAGAAUUGUCAAUGUGAGUUAGAAGUAAGCCGAUAAUUCAUCAUAUUACAUGUUAAAAAAAAAUUAACCCAACAAUCAUAUUGCUAUCUUAUCUGUGUUUCCCCGUUUAAAAUAGAUAUCUGUUUAUGAGUACAGACAGGGCCCUAUUAACCAUAGGUCUGUGGUACAGAUAGAUAUACCAAAGCUAUUUUUAAACUUACUUGGAUUUAUGUGGUAGACAACUGUAGUAAAAAAAAAUCUUGCAAUUGUAUCAUUUGGUGUCUAGUCCCUUUAAUAAUCUUUUGAUGUCAGAGGCUCUGGUUUGUACUAUGAUGUGACUUUUAUUGUUGCUUUAAACAUUCAUGUACUGGUACAAGUUAAGAGUCAGCGCUUACUACUGUUAAAUUCUGUUUAAAAUAUUUCAGUAGGUCAUUUGUCUUGAUUUCGUUUCCAUUGUUGUCAGAGUGAAUUUUACUUUUACCUUGGCCAUUAAUCUAGGCUAUAAACCAUUAACCUUGGCCAUUAAUCGAGGCUAUAAACCAUUAAUGUAGGCCAUUAAUCUGGGCCUUUAAUGUAGGCCAUUAACCUUGGCCAUUAACAUAAGCCUUUAACCUUGGCCAUUAAUGUAGGCCAUUAACCUUAGCCAUUAACCUAAGCCUUUAGUCUAGGCUAUUGACCUUGGCCAUCAACCUUGACCAUUAAUGUAGGCCAUAACUCAAAAACCAUUCAAGAAAUUCCAAUCAAACUUAGAACAAAUGUGGCCAAUGGCAAUACACACAUAUACAGCAAGGAUCAGAACUCUGGCUUCAAUAAUUAUUGAGGUAUGACCCUUGUUUGACUAAAAAAGCCGAUGAGCAUUGGAAUUCACUCCACGUUGCUCUUGUUAAUGUUUAUGAUUUGUGAUAUUUAUGCCCCCACAAAGUGGCGGCAUAUAGGGUUGCCCUUGUCCGUAUGUACGUACGUACGUACGUCCCGAAAAUUGUUUCCGAUCAAAUUCUUGAAAACCGUUUGUCCAAUCCUCACCAAACUUUAAACACAUGUUUGUGACCAUAAUAUCUUGAUCAAGUUCGAUAGUCAUGGAAAUCGCUUUAGUCAUUUAGGAGUUACGGCCCUUUUUUGCCAAAAAUUCCCGAAGAUUGUUUCCGAUCUAAUUCUUGAAAACCGUUUGUCCAAUCCUCACCAAACUUUAAACACAUGUUUGUGACCAUAAUAUCUUGAUCAAGUUCGAUAGUCAUGGAAAUCGCUUUAGUCAUUUAGGAGUUACGGCCCUUUUUUGCCAAAAAUACUUCAAAAAUAUAUGUUUCCAAUCUAAUUCUUGAAAAGUAUGUGUCCAAUCCUCACCAAACUUUACAUACAUGAUUGUGACCAUAAUAUCUUGAUCAAGUUCGAUAGCCAUGGAAAUCGCUUUUGUCAUUUAGGAGUUACGGCCCUUUAUUUGCAAAAAAAGACUUGAAAAAUACGUCCCGAAGAUUGUUUCCGAUCUAAUUCUUGAAAACUGUUUGUCCAAUCCUCACCAAACUUUUAACACAUGUUUGUGACCAUAAUAUCUUGAUCAAGUUCGAUAGCCAUGGAAAUCGCUUUAAUCAUUUAGGAGUUAGGGCCCUCAGAUUAUCCUGAAUAAUCAUUAUGGCUUAUUUUCUGUGACAAAAAAUCGAAGUGGGGGCAUCCGUGUCCUAUGGACACAUUUCUAGUUUUUAUCACAGUUAAAAAAUCUCAUAGAAUAUUGAGAUUACAAUAUUUUUCUUGCCUACAUUUAGUUACAUUCCUGUAAACUGAAUGAGGACCAAACCCCUAAUUUGAGUUUGUUAAAUUGUUUUAUUAAUUCUUGAUAUAUAUUUAUAUUUAUGCCAUUUUUUCAGUUAUAUAAGAAGUCUAGCCCGAUAUGGAGAUUAACAUUUACUACUACCUUAGUGCAAUUAUUGUUCUCGCCUUAUUGUAUGUAGAGGAGUUAUUUAUUGCUUUGUUAGUAUUUUUGGUGUUCGAUUGUAGGGUUAAGCUAACCAGUUAUGGAAGGGUGCUGCACCCUGCCCUUUUUGGUAGUUCUCUCUUGCACUCAUGGAGACCUGCUUAGGAUGGACACACUUCUGCCUUCAUAGAAUGAAAUGCUUAAGACUGUAAAUGUUCCUCUUGUUUGGAUUUUAAUAAGAUUGUAAAUACAUACAAAACUUACAUAAAAUUAUAUGGCAGUUGAAACCCAAUAUUACUUCAAUUAAACACAAUUCUUAACAUUUUAUGUAAACUUCAUAUUAUUCAAGUUCUUUCAGCUAAUGCAAUGUGUCCUUUUCUCACUUAACACCUAUUCCCUCUUCUGCAGCACCCUGUCAUUUUUUGACCCUGGUUUAAGCCCUACAAUUGUAAUGCAAAAUGAGUUUUGUGUCAAACCAUGGUGGUUUUGAAACAUAUUGAUAUAUAUAUAUGUUUAUUGAAUAGAUGAUACGUUUGACUUUAAUGAAAGGGAUUAGAAAGUAACCCUGUAUUUUAAUACCUAUAACUAGGAAACAUGUUUCUUGUGUAUAUUAAAUAAAUUAAGAAUAGAUAAACAGACAGAUGUUCAAUGCAUUUAGGUAUUGAAAAAAAAUGAAUAUAAUACAUGUACACACUUACCUUGCUAAUAACUAAUUAAACUCUUGCUAUUUUAUAACUUGUGAAACAAAUCCAUGGUUAAUUCUCUGUGAAAUACAUGUUUCAAUCAUUUCAAUGCAAUUAAGAUGUCCCAAUUACUUCAUGACAUUUGUCCCUAUCACCUCAAGACAGUUUUAACUAGUAUUACCUGAUAUCCAUAUACAGUUAUGAUCUGAAAGGAUUGUAUUUAGCUUUUAAACAUUUUCGUAAAAUCUACCAUAAUGGCUUUAUUUUUUUAGGUUAUUUAAAAAAUGAUGAACAAAAUAUGUUGUAGAAAAGGCAAUUUUAUGCCACAAGAGUAACAUUUAGAUAUAAGAACAAUGUUUAGCUCUUCAUUGAAAUCUUAUGGCCUAUGUUCAGUAUAUUUUCACAUGACAUGACUCCCUUAUUGUUCAUGGGUCAGUGUAGUUAUUGUAUUUGUUUAAUGUUUUGUACUUGUAUAUAUACAUAUAUAUGAUGGUUAUGGUUUUUUUUGACAGUAUUGUGUUCAUUGUAUUUACUGUUUUGCAGUUCUGUUGUUGACGUGUUAUGUAGCCUUACCUUAUAACUGAAUGCUCAGUGUCAGAAUGAGGUUUUGGGGUGGUAUUCAUGAAACAUCUUAAGUCAAUUCUUAACUGAAGUCUAUUUCUUUAUUUUUUUCAAAUUAAAACAAAAGUAAAAGGAUUUUUAAAAUAUGUUUUUGUAUAUUCAAUAAAAUCAAUGACGAUAAAGAUAUUCAGAUAUUAUUUACAUAUUAUUUCAUAUGAUCAAUGACAUACUUGUUUUAUGAAUACCACCCUAUUCAAUAAGCAUCUUAGAUUGAACUUAAAUUUAAGACCAGAAACUAAGUGUUUUGAUUGGCCUGUAUAUUUAAUAGAAUCACUGAGGCGUAUCUAAGGAUGAGGACAAGAUCAAUAUUGAAUACUGGCCCUGCAGAGGCACUUCCUAUAUUUAAGGUUGUGAAUGCUACUUUAGGUUAAGGUCUGAGUAAUGGAAAUUAUGUAAGGCUAUUGUACUUUUAAUUCAAUCUUCUACCUGCAAUCAAAAGGAAAAAAAUACAAGAUAAUCUCAGAGAUAAAUUUAUUUUCUGCUAACUUCCUGUCUAAUGCAAAUGAAUCCUUUAAACAAAUUAAAGGUGUUUAAUUUCUAAAUGAGAGACUAUUCUUAGGAAAAACAUGAAAUAGCUUUUGUAUAGGUUAAAUGGAUUAAACUGAAUUUAGAGGAAAUAUAUAUUUUGUUAUCCUGUGCAUGAAAUGACAUAACAGUCUGAGGUUGCCUUUCUGCAUUAUAUUAUAUAAGGAAGAUAACAAUAAGUAUUUUGUUACCUUAAACUUACAAAAGAAAUCCACAAUAUCAUUUUGUAUUGGGUAAAUGCAUACUGUAUGAGGUCUGAGUGCUGACAUUUAUUGCUACAGCAAACAUAUGUUUAUAUCGUCCAUUUUGGAAGAAAACAUUACUGAAGUCAUGUUAUAGCUGGACUUGGUGUCUAUGAUGAAGACUGCAUUGGUUUUAACAUUAACUACAACUCAUAAAACGUUCCAAGAUGUUUAGAUGCAACUUGGUACACAUGUUGCCAGAAACUAUAUCAAAUGUAUAGUAAGGCAUAUAACUCUUGCUUUAAUAAAUGAUGACUUAUGCCCCUGAUACAUUUUGAUAAAAACAAACAGACUAGCGUUCCCUCUGUGACACUCUUGUUUACAUUUUAUGAUUUAUAUAGGUUCUAUAAGGCCUAAAAUAAAUACAUUUGGUUCGGGUAACCUGACCCUACCUACGAAAUAGGCGCUGACCCUAACGUUUUUAUAGUCAGGUGGUAAUUAUUUUUUGAACAUCAUAUAUUAUAUAAUAUAUAUAUAUAU
Messenger RNA from Mya arenaria, 6837 nucleotides. RefSeq names its product acid phosphatase type 7-like. The record is from RefSeq and is a predicted model, not a curated record. Gene Ontology annotation, molecular function: acid phosphatase activity; metal ion binding. The transcript is spliced from 9 exons. NCBI's taxonomy places the organism in Eukaryota, Metazoa, Mollusca, Bivalvia, Myida, Myidae. The coding region runs from base 248 to 1951 and encodes 567 amino acids.